CGCCAGUGCUUCCGGGUCGCGGUCAUUUUGAUCCCGUAUUUGGGUGACUUCUUGGAGGCCAAGUUGCUGUCUGCUCCCCACCCCCAACUCUGCUGCGGUGCAGCCCCGCGCGCCUUCCCCUCUCUUGGCCUUUCCAGGCCUUCUGCCCCCGAUCGCCCGGACUCGCCGCGCCGUCGCUCGCCGCUGUCGUCAGGAGGAAAGAUGAAUGGGAGGGCUGAUUUUCAAGAGCCGAAUGCAGAAGUUCCAAGACCAAUUCCCCACAUAGGGGCUGAUUACAUUCCAACCGAGGAAGAAAGAAGAGUCUUCGCAGAGUGCAAUGAUGAAAGCUUCUGGUUCAGAUCUGUGCCUUUGGCUGCAACAAGUAUGUUGAUCACUCAAGGAUUAAUUAGUAAAGGAAUCCUUUCAAGUCACCCCAGAUAUGGGUCCAUCCCUAAACUUCUAUUUGCUUGUAUCAUGGGAUAUUUUGCUGGAAAGCUUUCUUACGUGAAAACUUGCCAAGAGAAGUUCAAGAAUCUUGAGAAUUCCCCUCUUGGAGAAGCUUUACGCUCAGGACAAGCACGGCGAUCUUCACCAUCUGGGCACUAUUCUCAGAAGUCAAAAUAUGACUCAAAUGUGAGUGGUCAUUCAUCUUUUGUGACAUCUCCAGCAGCAGACAACAUAGAAAAAGACAUGCUUCCUCAUUAUGAGCCAAUUCCAUUCAGUGCUUCUAUGAAUGAAUCUACUCCCACUGGUAUUACUGAUCAUAUUGCCCAAGGACCUGAUCCCAACCCUGAAGAAAGUCCUAAAAGAAAAAAUAUUACAUAUGAGGAAUUAAGGAGUAAGAACAGAGAGUCAUAUGAAGUAACUUUAACACAUAAGACUGACCCCUCAGUCAGGCCUAUGCAGGAAAGAAUGCCAAAAAAAGAAGUCAAAGUAAACAAAUAUGGAGAUACUUGGGAUGAGUGAAAAAUUGCAUCAUUGGACCUACUGAAGGAGUUUUCAAUAUCCAGCCUCACCUAGGUGGUCAUGAAUAUCUGCAUGCUUUGAGCUCAGCAGCAGUCUUCAUAAACACAUUUAAAACUAGAACCUGGGUUCUUGUGGUUUGGCUUAUUAAAAUGAUGUUUAAAACACAGAUUUUAAUGUGAAUGUUGUAUGGCUAUAUUCACCUUGAGGAACUAUAUGAAUGAUGGUGUUAUGCCAUGGUCACAUGCAGUUUGUGAAAUUGUUUUAAGUUACAGGAUAAGGAUACUCUUCUAAAACUGUAAAGAGUCUGUAAUUCUCUAGGAUCAGCAUAUAUGAAAAUAAAUGAUAGCUGCAUGUGGAUUUGGGGUGGGUGGCGGGGGGGAGCAAGCAUAAUUUUAAGUGUUAAGCUUUACAUCCAAAAAAUUAUUAAAAAGCCUUUCUCCGGUGUUUGCUGUAUUUACUUAUUAAUGUGUAUGGUAAAUAAAAUAUAAAGGAACAUGCA
Messenger RNA from Acinonyx jubatus (cheetah), 1444 nucleotides. It is a transcript of the gene OCIAD1, whose product is annotated as OCIA domain containing 1. The record is from RefSeq and is a predicted model, not a curated record. The transcript is spliced from 9 exons. The coding region runs from base 202 to 945 and encodes 247 amino acids. NCBI's taxonomy places the organism in Eukaryota, Metazoa, Chordata, Mammalia, Carnivora, Felidae. Gene Ontology annotation, cellular component: endosome.